Messenger RNA from Batrachochytrium dendrobatidis JAM81, 894 nucleotides. RefSeq lists its product as uncharacterized. The transcript is spliced from 2 exons. Lineage: Eukaryota; Fungi; Chytridiomycota; Chytridiomycetes; Rhizophydiales. Gene Ontology annotation, biological process: signal transduction. The record is from RefSeq and is a predicted model, not a curated record. Gene Ontology annotation, molecular function: 3',5'-cyclic-nucleotide phosphodiesterase activity. The annotation marks the transcript as partial.
GACGUGUUUGAUUUAGAAGUGGUAACAUCUGGCCACGCACUUUAUUUUAUGGGGUGGUAUCUAUUCCUCAAGCACAGAUUUGCAGAAAGAAUUGGCAUGGACGAGUACAAAUUUCGUAGUUGGCUAAUCAAGAUUGAAUCAGGGUACAGAAGAAGCAAUGUGUAUCACAAUUCUACUCAUGCAAUCGACGUUGCCCAUUCCCUAAACUACUUUACAACACAACCAAAGAUUAGACAGAUGCUAAAAGUGGAUGAAGAGUUGGCUGUAUUGAUUGCACCCAUUAUUCAUGACUACAUGCAUCCAGGCGUCAAUAAUGCUUUUUUGAUGGCCACAUCGAAUGCUUUGGCAUUGAGAUAUAAUGACCAAUCCAUUUUGGAGCACUUCCACUGCGCAUCAUUAUUUGAAAUGACUAGCAACAAAGAGCUGGAUAUUUUUUCGUCAUUAUCACUGGAUCAACGCAAGUCUGUGAGAGAAAUGGUUAUAUCAAUGGUGUUGGCUACAGAUAUGGCGUUUCAUUUUGAUUGGAUCGGAAAGUUUAAAAGCAAGUUAAAUGGCGCUGGGUUUAAUUUUGAGACCAAAUCUGACAAGAAGAUUAUUCUAAAUAUGGCCAUCAAGUGUGCAGAUGUCAACAACUCUGCCAAAUCACAAAUAUGCUCAAGGCGCUGGACUCAACUUAUCAUGGAGGAAUUUUUCAGACAAGGCGAUGAAGAAAAAGCACGUGGAAUGCCUAUAUCUACUUUUAUGAACCGCGAAACAACCGAUGUCCCCAAAUGUCAGCUUGGUUUUAUCGAUUUUAUUGUCUUUCCAUUAUACGAGACUUGGUCAGGAUAUAUGAAGGAAGACGUAGAUUUUCAUAUUAAAAAUAUCCAGGCCAACAAAGCAUUUUGGAAAUCA